Molecule: messenger RNA, 999 nt
Organism: Rhagoletis pomonella (apple maggot)
Lineage: Eukaryota; Metazoa; Arthropoda; Insecta; Diptera; Tephritidae
Product: angiotensin-converting enzyme-like
Exons: 4
Biological process (GO): proteolysis
Cellular component (GO): plasma membrane
Molecular function (GO): metallopeptidase activity; peptidyl-dipeptidase activity
Source: RefSeq, a predicted model, not a curated record
AAAAAAAAGUUUCAGACAUAAGGUAUGUAUUUUUAUGCGCAGAAUCCGAAUCAGUGUUAAAAAUAUGUAAUCCCAUUUAGAAAAAUGAACUUCCGGUCAGUAUAACCUAUUUCCAGUCGAAACCGGAAGUCGGUAAGAUGAUUAAAAGAUAGAGCGUCCUCGUUUUGGUAAUUCGUUAUUAUUCAAUUUGAAUAAAAAAUUUUCGUCCAUUUUAGAAAUCCAGCACGAGUUGAAGUACGAAGGUCAUUUACGGAUUGAAAACGGCAUUUCUGAGAAAAAACCCACUGCCGGCCGAAACCGGAAGUCGAUAAUACCACCAAAAGAUAGAGAAUCCCCGAUUUAGUAGUAAAAAAUUAAACUUGGGAAAAUUCAACAAUAAAUUUACACAACAUGAAAAUUUUCAUCACAACGUUUCUGCUCUCACUGGCGUUGCAAUUCGCUCUCGCUAGCGUAAAAGAAGAGAUUACCGCCACAGAGUACAUUGAGAAUUUGAACAAAGAGAUCGCUCGUCGCAACUAUCUCGAGAGGGAAUCCUCAUGGGCCUAUGCAUCCAAUAUCAAUGAUGAGAAUGAGCGCCAGAAGAACGAAGUCGCUGCCGAUGUGGCCAAAUUCAUGAAGGAAGCGGCCACCGAUUUACAGAAAUUCAAUUGGCAAACUUUUAAAUCGGAAAACUUGCGCCGCCAAUUCAAAAAGCUCACGAAAUUGGAGUACGCAGCGCUCAGCGAAGCCGAUUACGCUGAGUACUUGAGCGUCAUGUCUACUAUGGAAUCGAACUUCGCUAGAGUGCGCGUUUGUGACUAUAAGAAUGCCACCAAAUGCGAUCUCUCGCUCGAUCCCGAAAUUCAGGACAUUAUUUCAACCAGCCGUGAUCCAGAGGAGCUGAAAUAUUACUGGCGCGAGUUCUACGACAAGGCUGGCACCGCGGUGCGUGAACCCUACGAGAAAUAUGUUGAGCUGAAUACCAAAGCGGCUAAGCUUAACAAUUUUACAUCUGGCGCU